Pocillopora verrucosa is the source of this 1544-nucleotide messenger RNA. Lineage: Eukaryota; Metazoa; Cnidaria; Anthozoa; Scleractinia; Pocilloporidae. The record is from RefSeq and is a predicted model, not a curated record.
CACAGUUUCUUUUACAGAGGCCGCAAGAUGAUACUCUUGAUUUUGUUAAAUCUGCUAACAUUUUCGCUCGCUCAAGAUUGCAGUUUUGAGCAAGGAACCUGUGGAUGGAAAAACGAUCCCUCAAGCCGUCUGAAAUGGCUUCGACGUCAAGGAAACACCCCCCAAGGGAAAGGUCACUAUAUGCUGCUUGGAAAAGGCAAGAAAAACUUUGAUGCUGGUCUCCUUUUUAAGACCUCAAUUAUGGAUAAAUGUCUCUCCUUCUGGUAUAAAAUUGACGGAGCAAAAGGUAGCGCAAUUGAAGUGUUCGUCGACGGUCGCCACUUUGAAGAUCUGAAAGCUACAAAAGAUGGGAAAUGGCACAAAGCAACAUUUACCAUCAAUAAAGUAAACAAGAAGAUCGUGGUAUAUGGUGUGAGAGGGAAAAAGAAAGAUUCCAUAGCCAUCGAUGACAUUAUGCUUUCGGAUAAUUGCGGACCCAGUCCCCCAGCGACAGGCCAACCAACACCUCCACCACCAACAGGUCAACCUUCGCCUCCACCACCAAACACUCCUUCAGUACCUGGGACGUCCCCGCCUGGCGAUUGCGGUAAAGGUCCUAUUGCAAGGAUUGUCGGAGGUAUGGAAGCAAAAAGAGGUGAUUAUCCUUGGCAAGCCCUUCUCCAAAAGAACGGUUACCAGUUUUGCGGUGGAACCUUGAUUCGUCCACAAUGGGUACUGUCUGCAGCUCAUUGUGUGGAGGGUGAAAAGCCUAAAAAUAUUGUUAUUCGGAUGGGUGCACAUUAUCGAGUGGACAAACCUUCCACAUCUCAAGGUGAACAGAAGUUCAAGGUGGUUAAAAUUAUUACGCACGAGUCUUACAACAAGCCAAAAGAUAUGAGUCAUGACGUUGCCCUCCUGAAGCUUGAGAGUCCCGCUACUCUUAACGACUUCACAAAUCUCGCUUGUCUACCUUCAUCUGAUCCAAACCCUGGGUCAUCAUGCGCCAUCACCGGUUGGGGCAAUUUGAAAGAAAAUGGAAACCAACCCGAAAAGCUACAAGUAGUGCAAGUUCCCAUAAUGUCAAAACAAACCUGUGAAGGAUAUUACCGAAAUGAAUUACACGAGUCUAUGGUGUGUGCAGGAUUUCCAAAGGGAGGCAAAGAUUCCUGUCAGGGAGAUAGUGGCGGUCCAAUGGUCUGCAAGGGUCGAGAUGGCAGGUACAGUGUACAUGGUGUUACCAGCUGGGGAUAUGGCUGCGCACGGCCGGGAAGGCCUGGUGUCUAUGCCAGAGUUUCGUAUCUCGUCAAAUGGAUUGAAGGCAAGAUUAGCAAUAACUGAGGGUCAAAGAGAGAAAUGGCGCAAAUAUGAUUUUCAUAUGAUCUUAUGUACUAGACUGUAAGCCUCUUUAUUUACUUCUGUUUAUGAAUGAAGAGGAAAGUGCUAAAAAGCCAGCACAUGGAUAUCAGAGGGCUUUAUGAGGUUAUGGAAAGCAACAGCUGAAAGUUUUGAGGCUUAUUAAAGGUGUUAACAAUUUAUCAAUGAAUCAAAUAAAGCAUUGAAAAUGA